Messenger RNA from Mercurialis annua (annual mercury), 1999 nucleotides. RefSeq names its product transcription factor bHLH144. The transcript has 4 exons. NCBI's taxonomy places the organism in Eukaryota, Viridiplantae, Streptophyta, Magnoliopsida, Malpighiales, Euphorbiaceae. The coding region runs from base 871 to 1599 and encodes 242 amino acids. The record is from RefSeq and is a predicted model, not a curated record. Gene Ontology annotation, molecular function: protein dimerization activity.
UUAAUUAAAAUACAAAUCACUCCCUCAAAAUAAAAUUCAACACUCUCACACAGCACCACUCACAAUUUAUUACGCUCUCUCUCUCUCUAACUCCACAGAUCUUCAGCGAAAAUCUAGCGAAAAUUUCUAUUAUCAGAUCUUCAGGAGUGUUAAUUCAUCAGAUAAUCACGAAGAAAUUUUAUUAUCAGUGUAACUGAAGUUUAUUUUCUGAACACAUUUGGAGAUAUAAAAGGACAGCAACAUGCCGUGGGCUUUUUCAUUUGUGAAUUACAGCCGGAACUGUGUUCGAUUGGGUGUCUUCUAUCGCGUUAUUCUGUAAUUUAGAUUGCUGUGGCAAUUCCGUUUACUUUUGAAGGAACUCUUGUAUUCAGCGUCGUUUCAGUUUAAAGGCGGGUUAAGGAGUGAGAAUGAACAUUGGAGUUGGGAAGAUUAAAAUGAGCAUUAGGAUUACUGCAUAUUACCAAGCGAUGCAAGUUUGUCAGGCCGAGUAUUUCCGCCAAUUGCUUAAGCCCGUUACGUAGUCUAGCAUUUCAAAGUUUCUGGGAUUAACUUUGGGAAGACUGCCCUCUGGUUGUUUUCAUAUAAAAGAAGGCAAUAGCGUUGAUAAACUGUUAGAAUCCGGUUGUAGUUCAUUUAGAUUAGACAGCUCUUUAUGCACGAUGGCAAUACAUUGAUACUCUAGAAAGUUUUUUAUUUUGUCAGUUUAGGAACCUUCUUCGAAAGCCAACUGAUUUCCAACUAAUUGCCAACCGAAUCCAAAAGAAAAUUCUCUUCAAAGUUUUGAUUCUGAAUCGAAACCUGAGAAGGAAGAAGAACAAGAGCUACUGCGGUUGAGGAACAAGCUGUCGUGGCUGGAUUGAAGGCAGCCUUAUGAUGCAGAGUGACCAGCAAUUCCCUCGCAGAAAAUCAGUGCCCCACUUUGGUAAUCAAAGUGGUAACGAUCAUAUGCAUGUUCCGAUAGCAUCUUCUUUUGCUCCAGCUCCGCCUCUAUCUUCAAAGCAUUUGAUGUCUGUUCAUGGCAUUGAAUUUCAACCUUCUGAGGUUUGCCCGAAGAACUUCAUUAUUUUCGAUCAGACUGAUCACCGAAGUCAAAUUAUGUUCCAUCCCACAGUUGCCCACAAGUUCAGUAGUCCUGGCUUGGGUAUGCAUGCAAGUUAUGUCCAAGAGAAUUUCAAGAGAAAAAUGGCCAAUGACAUUGAAAAGGAGGUAUCUUCUUCUCUGAAAGAGAAUUCAGAUGACAUUGAUGCAUUAUUGAGCUUAGAAGAGGAUGAAGAGGAUGGAUAUGAUGAGGAAGAGGUCAGCACAGCACGAACUUACGGAAAUUAUGGGAGCAGCUCCCCUGAUUCUUGCUCCACAUAUGGUUCUAAACCCAGGAAAAAUGGAUCAUCUUCUGUUCAGAGUUCUUCUGGGAGCGGUAGCAGUUGUAACAGUGAAAGAAAACGGCAGAAAAUGAAGAAGAUGGUGAAGGCACUGAGAGGAAUUGUACCUGGCAGUAGUGAUCAAAUGAAUACUGUCACUGUUCUUGAUGAAGCUGUUAGGUAUCUCAAGUCUCUCAAAGUUGAAGUGCAAAAGCUUGGAGUAGGGAAUCUCGAGAACUGAACUCGAACUUGAAUCUUGUAUUGAACUCUAUUUCUGAGAUAGAGGUAAUCAUUAAGUAAUUUAGUUCUCUCUCUUGGAUGGUUGUCUUAGUACUCAUUACUAGUAGAAUAAUUACACCCGGACCUGUGCGCUCGGUAGACAUCUGGUCACGGCAAAAUAAAGAUAGUAGUCAGUCACUCACUUUGAUGAUUAAAGUUUUUCCUUAACCUCUGUUUAAGGAGAAGUUUCCUAUCAAAGAAAAGCGUUAUGGAUCUCGACGCGUAAUAUGUAAACCUCUCUUCUGGUGGCAGGUAAUUCUGUUGAACUUAUUAGCAUUACUUUAGAUGCUGUUGUUGUAUUGUAAUUUAAGAUGGAAUUUAACUGUUCUUAUGUCAUUUGCUUUAAGCAAUGCUUUAUAUUA